UUUUUUCCCAAAUUUAGGAAUCAUUAUCCUUCCGAGUUCCGUAGAAGAAAAACGCUCCCGCAACGAAAGCCGCCAUUAUCGAAGCAGGGUGAUCUCAACUGAAGGUUUGUACAGAUGAAAGGCGGCCAUGGCGCUCUGGAGAUGGCCAAGACGGUCAUCGAGGUCGCGGACGUGGCCUGGUCGGCGAUUGAGUGUUGCCAUCACCAUAAACCCAGCGAUGAUGCCACCGAGCGCACUCCUACAGAGGAAGAAGAACUCGAUGCUCUGCGAUCGGACAAUCGGAGACUGAGGAAUUUGCUUGAACAAAAUCUCGACCUCCUUCAGAAGCUAUCCGAAUCUCAUUGUUUGCUGAAAGAUUGCCCUCCCGAUCUGUACGCUCGUCUCGUUGCGACAGUGGAUUCUGAAAAGUUCUUAAAUGAAAUUAAAUCCCUCAAGGAAGCGUCAAAAGAUGGAAUUAGCUAUGAAUUUCCUUUCAGGGAAGCUACAGGAGCUGAUUCGCACACAGCUGACAUUCUUGUGAAUGUUAGCCGUGAAGCACCCAGUUGGUGGAUAUGGGUUACUGAAGAUAUGGUUCCAAGCAAAGUUGAGGAAUGGAGUGGAAUUGAUGAUGAAAGUUAUGUGAUUGUAUCUGAAGAACAUGUAGUGGAUGCAGUCGCCCACUUUAUGGCUAGAUGUAUUAUGUCAAACCCAAAAACCAGGAAUGUAUCACCUGAGGAACUGCAGAAAACAAUAGCAAAGGCGCUGGAUGGUAUGGGCAGCAAAGUGGAGAAGAUGUUUGAAAUUUGGCAUGCUGGGGUGCUGUUUUAUUCCUUAGCCACUUGGGGACUUGCACUGGCAGGCUUGUACAAGGGUCGGGCUAUAUUGAAACUGGCUGCCACUGGUGUUCACCAUACAAGCAAAGCGGUGAUGACGGUACUCUGAAGAAAGCUAUUGAUAUUCAUCAAAUGUAUGAUAUUGUUUGGGGUUCAUUCUUCUUUCUUUCAAGUGAAGUAAAUAACGUUUAACAUUUCUUAUGGCAUUGUUGUUUUCGUUCUUUUGAGUUGUGUUAAUUACUGUUAAAAUUGUGAAUCUUGUACAGUUGCUUCAUUCCAGUUAUACAUUAUGUUAGGAAAAGUUAUACAGUGUUUGAAAUUUGAAACA
Benincasa hispida (wax gourd) is the source of this 1140-nucleotide messenger RNA. RefSeq names its product elongation factor. The record is from RefSeq and is a predicted model, not a curated record. Lineage: Eukaryota; Viridiplantae; Streptophyta; Magnoliopsida; Cucurbitales; Cucurbitaceae.